AUGGAUUUAAAUUAUUCCAUAUAUACAACAUCUUUGAUGAUGGAAUCACUGGAAAUACUACCAUCUAAUAUUUUUCCAGCAUUCAUAUUUGGAACUCUCACUUACUGCACCAUUUUGUUUUUAAAUAUGACUGUGUUACUAACUAUUGCUUUGAACAGGAAACUCCAUAAGCCUAUGUAUAUUCUGUUGUUUAACUUGCCACUCAGUGAUAUGAUGGGUGCCUCAGCCUUUUUUCCUCAGCUGGUAUCUAGUUUACUGUCACAGAAUAGAUCCAUCACUUACUCUGCAUGUUUUGUGCAAGCCUUACUGGUACAUCUGUAUGGAGCUGGAGCAUUUCUCAUUCUCACUGCUAUGGCUUAUGACAGAUAUAUUGCCAUUUGCUGUCCAUUGAAAUAUAACAACGUGAUGUCUCCAAACAACUUGCUGAAAAUAAUAAUAAUAAUGUGGACAUUAGAUUUUACUUUGAUUGGUUUACUACUUGCACUGAACUACCGCAAAGAGAUUUGUAGCACAAAAAUAGUGGACAUUUUCUGCAAUAAUCCGUCUUUGAUGAAGCUUGUAUGUGGAGAUACAAAGUUAAAUAACUACUAUGGACUGUUUGUAACAGCUUUUAUCCAAGGUCUGCCUCUGCUGAUAGUGGUAUUAACAUACAUGCAAAUCUUAAUCACUGUUGUGGUUAAAAGACAAUCUGAUGCCAAAAGCAAGGCAAUUCAGACCUGUGGUACACAUUUAAUUGUUUUCCUUUGUUUUGAAUUCACCACACUCUUUGCUUUGAUAGCUCACAGAUUUGAGUCAGCACCCCAAAACCUACGAAGGGCCUUAGGAGCUUCUGUGAUGAUAUUUCCUCCUAUAAUUAAUCCUCUAAUAUAUGGACUGAAAACAAAAGAAAUUCAACAGAAUCUUAUUUUCUUUAUCCGUAAGAAGGUUUCCCCAACAAAACAGAAAAACAAAGUCGAUAGAGUGAAAAGACAACUGAAGUAAGAAAUUGAUUUUGGCUAUAGUUCAUUUAUAGGUACUCUUUUGUUCUUUGUUGUCUUUGUUCAAGAGUGACAUUUUAUGAUUAUGGGACCAAUGAAAAUAACAUGUUUUGAAAUGUUCUUAUAUUCAUUACUGUUUUUAAAGCUAGAGUCUUUUUAGUAUUUAGUACCCAUAAACACAUCAUAAUUUAAACCAGUGCCAACACAUUGCAGGUUUUAAAAUAUGAAUUUCAUGUUUGUUCAAUAUUGUGAUGUUCUUCUUCUUGGAAAACUUCAUAAAAUAUGUUUUUCCGGGCCAUAGAGUUAUUUGGUAACAGAUGCAUUGGUAAAAAGCACAAUUCAGUAGACAAACUUGAGUGUUGUUUUGUUUCUUUUUUCUCAAGUAAUAAGAAAUUAACUUUUGCAACUUUAACUUGCAGUAAAGACAAAGAUCAACUAAUAGAACAUUAAGCCCAUUGUAUAUUUAUACAAAAUAGUACUGAGUCAGCGCACUCAGCAGAAAGUCCG
Molecule: messenger RNA, 1484 nt
Organism: Colossoma macropomum (tambaqui)
Lineage: Eukaryota; Metazoa; Chordata; Actinopteri; Characiformes; Serrasalmidae
Product: putative gustatory receptor clone PTE01
Exons: 1
Coding region: 1-981 (326 amino acids)
Biological process (GO): G protein-coupled receptor signaling pathway
Cellular component (GO): membrane
Molecular function (GO): olfactory receptor activity; G protein-coupled receptor activity
Source: RefSeq, a predicted model, not a curated record